AGGGGAGUGUCGAGCGUGGCCGCCGGCUGAGGGAAUUCAAAUCAUAUACGUAAGGCGGGCGCUUCGUACUCUUUCUUUCUCUCUCUCUCUCUCUCUCUCUGAGGAAGCAUCGAAUGGGAGUAGUUCGUCAAUGUGCAUUGUGAGGAAAGCUCGAACUUGCGUCUAACACAUGAGGCCAUUGGAUUGUGUGGACACCCCAGUCGGGUCCUCCACGUGUGAGGUCGUCGACAGGGACGUCGGGACGAGUCGGGCGCCUCAAGAGUUCGGGGGUCAGUUGAAAGAGGGGCGUGCGUCGACGUACGACUCUGUCCGCCGCGCAUUGUGGCCCAGACUCUAGCCUCUCGAAAGCCACGCUUCCAUACAGUCAGACGUGUGCCGCUGGAGGAAAUAGUCAUGGCGAGCGUCACUGAGCUUCUUUCGCUUGUGAACACCGCCCGCCGGGCGGCCGAGGGAGAGCAUCCCGAAUUAGUGCAGCAGGUCCAGAGCUAUUUGAAAGACGUGGGCCGCACGCACUUGGAGGCGGCCCGGGUUCCAGCGGAGGGCGUCGGCGAGAACAACCUUGAGCGGCUGGCUGAGCACCUCCUCGCGUUAGAGACGUUGGAAGCCGCGGGGAAGAGACAGGGUGGCCCAGCGUCUGGCUCCAAUAGCGAUAAUCGUGAGUCUGCCACGGUCGUCGAGGACCCAGUGAUCCGCGAGGGUGGCAUCAUCAUCACGCUCGCGGGCAACAUGCCGCCAAUGACCCGGAAGUCUGUCCGUCCCUGGGUUGAGUCGCAGGCCCCGCAGAAUUUGCUUUCUCGCUUGACCAAGACGAUUGCGGUGCCAGGGGGCAAGAAGGUCCGGCAAGAUUUCGAGAACGUGACGGAGUCCGAAUUAGAAGCCCUGAAGGCUGCGUUCGCGCAGAGCGGCACGGUUGCGCGGGCCCCCCCCGAGGAGUUCGCAAAGCGGAAGGCGUACGAGACCGAGCAUGGCGCCAACAAGCGCUCUCGAGCUUCUGCGGUGGGCAACCUGGGCCGCACGCUCGACGUCGUGGAGUCGGUCUCGAACAGUGGGGACCAUGAGUUCAUGAGGCUCGCGAUGUCUGCGGUUGUGACUUCGCAGCGGGUCGCGGCGCAUGGGUUGCGCGAGUUGGCUGAGGACCCUCUCGCGCGGAACAGGGACAAUGAGGACAUGUGAGUCGUGGCGUUUGGAAAAGGGAACGAGGAGAGACACGGGCUCCCCUGCCGACAGCGGUGGCGUACGAGCCCUGCAUGUACAGCUGGUGGCGCGCGUUCUGCACCCAGUUCUGAUCGCUGCUCGGGCGGCGAGGUUCUCGGCGGGACCGCCGCUGUCUCACCUUCCAUCGUAUUCCAUUAGUUUUUUUGUCCGCGUGCUGCCUGCUUAACGUGAUUGGCGCUUCAGUUCCGCUUCCUUUUGCGUCGUUGCUGCCGGCUUGCAUGUCGCAUCGCACGUGUGAGUAUUUGCGUGCGCGUGUGUCAGCGCAUGGGUCUGCACAGCUACGCGUGUGUAGUCCUCGUGCAUUUGCUUCGUCGAUCGGUCCUUUUUCGAGUGCUUACUCUGCAACCACAUAUAUACGUGCAUACAUAUGUAUGUGUGUGUAUGUAUAUACAUACACGUGAGUAUAUCAUGGGGCUGUCGCUGUUUCCCGCGCUGUCAUGACUUCUCUCUUCGUCUCGCUCUUUGUGUUCCCUUGUAUCCCGUCCGCUCGACGCCGAGGUUGCUUGCCUCAGGAGCGCGCGCGCUUCUGUAUUGUUGCAGCCCUGGGGACUGUGAGGCCAACGUGCUUCCAGUCGUGUGCCGCGCGCUGCUUCGUUUGGUAUCAUCCAGCGUGGAUUUCUCUGCCGUUGCCAGGUCGGGUCGCCAAAGAGUCGAACGCGUCGGAGACCACCGAUCCUCGAAUCUCGAGGAGCGGAGGAGAAGGAG
Molecule: messenger RNA, 1920 nt
Organism: Prorocentrum cordatum
Lineage: Eukaryota; Dinophyceae; Prorocentrales; Prorocentraceae
Source: the annotation of a GenBank genome assembly